This is a messenger RNA of Acanthoscelides obtectus, 1173 nucleotides long. NCBI's taxonomy places the organism in Eukaryota, Metazoa, Arthropoda, Insecta, Coleoptera, Chrysomelidae. The record is from the annotation of a GenBank genome assembly.
GCAUCUAAUUUUUGAUUAGUUAUUCAGUCAUUCGUAACAAUGAACGCCGAAGUAUCAAUCGACUUUAGUCAAACAUUUGGUUUACUAUACAACUUCUGCAACAUCUGUGGUGUUCCAACUGUUGUGAUUUAUAAAGGACGCGUCCAAGUGUCAAAACUUUGCGUUAGUUACUGCAUCUUUAUAAUGUUUAUCUUUUAUUUUUCUUUUUAUUUUUAUUGUAAGAGAUUCGCACGUGAUAUCUUAGUUUCGUCCGACGUCACUGGUGCAAUCAGUGUGAUAUCACUUGUUCUUGGCGUUUCUUACAUAGCAAUCUGCACUCUAAUAAAUAUAUUCUUGUUCAAAAGAAGAGCCAACUUGAUCUUGGAUAUGGCUGCAUUCCUUAGUGAGUCGGAAUAUUUUUGCGGAAAAUUCAGUGAGUGCAGUUUCAAAAAUAUUGUGAAGAUAGGAAUAUAUAUAGCCUACACCAAGCUUGUUUUGCAAACUUCGAUACACGUGUAUUAUAUAAUGACGGAAUUCGGAUCGAAUUCAGAUAUAUGGGCCCCUGCACUCAGCUAUUUGUACGGUGCUAUUUCUAGCGAAGCCCAAUUUAUUGAAAUUUGUAUCCAUCUCUACGUUACGAAAGCUCAACUUUCCAAUUUAAAUACUAGAUUGAGUGGUAUCGUCGAAAACAAGUACAACUCAUCCCCACCAAAUGGAGCCACAUCAAAAAUUUUAUAUCAGUUUAAAGAAACUCAUAGGAAAGUUUCCAAGGUUGUGGAUGAUUUUAACGAAGUGUUCGGUGUAAUCAUCCUAGGUCAAAUCAUGAUGACUUUUAUCGAUGUCACUACGGGAUAUUUUCGCAUCGAGGAGAUGAAUCCAACCUACAUUGACUAUUAUGGUAUUGUGAAUUCUGUCACCAAAUGCAUAUAUCUGUGUAGCUUAUCAGAUGGUCUCGCUAAUCAGGCUAAGGCAGCUGGAAGAGCAAUUUACAAAAUGGAUGUAUACGCAAUUAAGAUUCUCAGCGAAAUAGAAUUAGUUUCGCUACAAGUUAUCAGUCAUCAAAAUAGAAUCACUGCUGCGGAAUUGUUCAACAUUGAUAAGAGACUUUUAUUCGCGAUGGUGCAGGCAAUAACCGCAUACUAUAUAAUCCUCGUCCAACUGUAUCCAAAUCAAAAUAAAUGAAGAUUAAUUGAG